CGAGCACUAAAGAGUUGUAAGGGGAAUGCAUUUCAAAAUCCAACGCUAGAAAAUUUAGAUUUUCAAAAUAUCUGCUAUAAAAAAUUAAACUAUAAAAGUGUUAAAUUAAUUUGACGGUAGUUUAAAAGACGUCAAGACGGCAUAUUAGCCCUCUAAUGUACAGACAAGACUACCGCUCCAACAGUAUUAAGUAAUACUCCCUUUGUAAUCCGGUAAAAUGGCUGCGCCCUUUCCGUUUGUUUACUAAAAAAUUUAGGAUGCAUAUUCUAUUUGAUCUCUUACUUUGUCCUGUUUAACGCUGAUUUUAAAUCAAAUUAUUGGCUAAGUUGUGUGACAUCGGACGCAGUUGUCGAGAAUGCAUCUGAAAGUGAAAAAUGAAGAAAAUUAAGAGACAAAAAAUGUUUUCAGGAAUUUCUUGGCUUAAAACAAAUGACAUAACAUUAAAUUUACAUCGAUAUGGAGAUUGCCUUCUGCACUGUACUGUCCACAUCUCGCGAGGCAUCCAUGAAUUUGACAAUGACGUGGUUUUACGUUAUGCAUGUGCCAUUACAAAUAGUGGGGGUGGUAUUCUUCACAUGAAAAAUGUGGAUUACGAAAGUGGAGUAUGCUCCAAAGACUUGGAUACCUGGUGGAGUGGUAUGGAAAUAAAACUAGCAGCCAUGAUCUCUUCGGAUGAUAUUUGUAACUAUUUCGACAUGGUGGGAAGUUAUGAUGAUGCAGAUCUCUAUCUGUUUAUAAAAUCUGCAGAGCACAUCAGUACUAUAAACUAUCAUUGUCGCUUACCAACAGACACAGCCACUCAUGAGGUGAGUUACCAGUCAGUGAUGAAACUGCUUCAGAAAGGUGAAACAGAAAGACAGUUGUCUGCUCUUCCUUUAAUACCAACAAGUUACCAGUAUGGAGUUACUCAUGAAUGUUUGAAACAAGAAACAAAACAAAUACAGUUCAAACAGCUGUCUGGAGGACACUCUAAAGACGGGAAGGGAAUACCAGACAAAAUUAAGUCUCUGGUGUCUAAAUAUGUGUCAGCCUUUGCUAACCAUGAAGGGGGACACAUCUAUUUUGGGAUUGAUGACAACCAGGCUGCUGUUUAUGGAGAGGAAAUGACUCAACAAGACCAAGAGAGAACAGCCAAACUUGUUCAACUAAGAAUGGAUGUCAUCAUUUGGGGCAACUCUUCCUUCAUUGCACAGAGGGGGGUUCACUGGGAUAUUCAGUUUUUUCCAUUGCAGCAUGUUCCACCAAGAAUGAAGCCUCGAGUUGUGGUUGUUGUAUCAGUGUGUCAAUUUCCUGGUGGUGUGUUUACAGCAACACCAGAUAGUUACUAUGUGAAUAUUCAGAGCCAUGAUGUGGAAUGCUGGUCUUUUGAUCAGUGGAAGAAAGCAAUGCUCAACCCAUUUCAAGAUAAGCUGGAAUUGCAUGGACGUUUCGUUAAACUUCCCCUCAUGGUGCCUCAAGCUCCUUUGGUGUUUUCCUUGAAACACACUCUCAACAGCAUUAAAGCCAAGUUGUUUACAGGUAAAUCAAUGAAGUUUCCACAGCCUCACCACUUUCUGUCUGGCAUCGGUUGCCGGGACACCAGAAAUCUCAUCUGCUCUGUGGUUGAGCUUUUCUCUGGAGGUCGUCACCUUUCUCUGUUUGUUAAUUGUUGGGGAUUGUCAGUUCCGCUUCCACCUCUCCCGAAAGUGACGUGUGACUUAUUUGUUGUUAGUGAGACACAUGGAUGUCAUUUAAUCACGUUUGCUACCUCAGAAUCAAAUGCAAUUUGGGCGCAUUCACAUGAUGUGGCAGCUUACCUCAAAUACAAGAUGGUUACUCUUGGAGGCUGUGUGGCCAAGUUUGGUAUUUCUACACACAUCAUUAAUGAUAAGAAUUACCUAUAUGUUAAAAGCAAUAUCAGCAAGAAAUUUUACCCAUCUCAUUUUGACAUGACGUCUGAGAAAUUUGAUGAAGUCAUUGAUUCACUUAUUGUUACAAUGUCAGCUUAUCAACCAAUUGAUUUCACAACCCUGAACACCACCACCAUCGAAAACAUUUUGUCACAAGACACAUACUUCUUCAUGCUCACUUGUGAUCAGUUUGAAUUGCUGUUCACUCAGCAAUUUGCCAAAGAAUUGUGGGUACAUAGUCCCCCUGGAGCUGGGAAAACUGUAGCAGCUGUUCAGUUUGUUCAGGAGCUGAAACGUCGCGGGUGUCAGAUGACGGAAAUCCUGUAUCUUGCUGAAAAUGAACUGCUGUGUUCAUAUGUUAGAUCUUUCAACAUUUGCCAGGUGUUGACGCGUCGAGAGUUCAUGAGUACCCAGGAUAAUAUUUUCAGUGAUGUCAAAAAUGUCAUAGUGGAUGAGGCUCAAAACUUCAAAGACCGAGAUGGCGACUGGUACACUGCAGCAGAACGUUUGACCAGACCGCGGGGAAACUCCUGUGAUUCAAGUAAUGGAAAGCAGACAAACAGCUCACAUCUAAGUCAUCUUGAAAGACAAGGCUUCUUUUGGGUGUUUAUGGACUACUCGCAGAAAGUUCACAAAUUUAAUGCUGGUCUACCAUCUGUGAUAGGAAAGAACAAUUUCAUGAUGAGUGAAAUAACUCGAAAUUCCAAAGAGAUCUUCCAAUAUGCCAUGCAAUUCAUGAGUGAUCCAGUGGAUGUGGGAAUGUUGUUGUUACCAAAGGAAACCACAGGAUUUCAACAAAUAGACAGUUCGCCUCGUCUCGGUCAUGACUAUAAGUCAGGGCAGUCUGUGGAAGUCCUGAAAUGUGACAAAGAACAUUUAAAAGAAAAACUCUUCCAAGUCCUCUCAACCAUAAUUGAUAGCGGUGUAAAUAUUGAAGACUUGGCUGUACUUGUUGGAAGUAAGCAGGACAAACCCGCUAUUAAAGCAGAUGUUGCGCCGUUAUUGCAAAAGACAGAUUUCAAUGUGGAAGUGGAUACGGUGAAGGAGUUCAGUGGAUUAGAUCGAGGAACUAUCGUGGGGGUGGAUCCAAAAGUGAAUACAGAGCAUGCUGACUUGAAUAAAUUCAUCCUCAGUUUGGCAACUCGCGCACGUGACAAACUUGUGAUAAUCUCUACCUUUGAUGAUGUUCAAAGGAAAUUAGAAUGUGGUGACCAAAGGAAACAUAAUGCUGAAAAUGCUUAACCACAUGCAUUACAAUGGGUUUUUUUAGGGGGGGGGGGGGUAUGUUAUUACAUGCAGGCUGUCCAGUGGCUCUAAAAUUCCUUAAAAAUAUUUUUUUUAGUUUUCUUAAAAUUCCUAAAAUUAUGUUGACUUCAAGGGGAAAUCCUAAAAAGGCCCUAAUUUUUCAUGUCAAUUCCUAAAAUGUAUUCAUGAUAAAUGUGUAUAAACAUACAUGUAGUUUGCAAAUCUUACUCAGAUAAUGCAGUGAAAAGUAGUUGACCAGUGGAUCCAUGUGUCAAGCUUGUUUAUUGGUUGUGACUGUGACAAAGAUGUUACUAAUAAGGUUUAUAACCAAUAACAGCUUGGACUGGAAGAUGCCCUUCCUGCACUUACAUUAUUUUUAGAUCACCUGAGUCACUCAGGUGACCUGUUGAUAUUGGUCUUUGUCAUCGUUAUGUCAUCUGUUAACAACUUUACAUUUUUAACUUCUUGAAAACUACAUGCCCAAUACGCCAGUUUCGAGACAAGAGCUCUUCUGUGUAGGAGGUGCAUUUAGUGGAACUUUGAAUGCCACAAGUGGGACAUAGUGGACGAUAAAAUGUAUUCAAAGCAGUUUCUCUUUGAAUAUGUAAAUGUAGGAAAUACAAAUUACUAUCAAAAGAAAUAUUUUACUAAAGUUGAAACAUAAAAACAAUGUCAUAUUUACAAGUGAUAUCCUGGAAAUGAUAAAUAUGAGCAACGGAAUAACGUUAUAUAAUAAGAUUUCCAUGUAUUUAAUUACUCCCUGAAUACUUAUCAAUUACUUAGUUUGUGUAUCAGUCCAAUUCGGGUGAUGAAACCGUGUAUGAGAAACUUUCUGAGCAGAUUCACUUAUGCUGUGAUGAAUUUUUGUCUCCCGCAUGCAAACAAAUUGUUUCACACCUUAUUUAUAUGUACAAGAGUUCUCCAAAGGGAAAUAACUCAGAAGUUUUUCGAAAAUGGCGUAUUGUUACAGUUUUUGGUGUGAAGCAUUUCUAGGAUAAAAGGAAUAUGAAUUGUAAAAUUUAUUACCUUACCACUCAUGGGCGCCCACAAAAGGCCAUAUUUAAAAAAAUCUUCUCUACUCUCACACAUGUGGGAGAAAAACUAAAUAUAUGGAUAUGAUGUCCAUGAAGCUCUCUACUCAAAUUGUGAAAUUCAUGGCCCCUGGGUCAGGGAUUAAGGCCCUACUGCAGGGCCAAUUUGACCAUAUAGUGAACUUGUAUUAAAUCUUCUUCUAUACUGCCAUGCAUUGUAUAUAUUUUAGAAAAACUAAAUGCAUGAUUAUGAUGAUGUUCAUGAAGCUCUCUACUAAAUAGUGAAAUUCAUGGCUUCUGGGUCAGGGGGUCAGGCCCAUGGACAUGGCCAAUAUGGCCACAUAAUUAAAAAUGUAUAAAAAGAAAUCUUCUCUAUUUUCAGUCAUGGGAGAUAAGUUAAAUGCAUGGUUAUGGUGUCCAUAAUGUCAUCUUCUUAUCUUCUUUAAUUGUGAAAUUCAUGGUUCAAAGGGGGGGAGGGGUGUCAAAAUGAUUUAUAUGUUUCAAACUUCCAUUUUUACUUCCUCUGUAAAUGAAUAGGAAUUGAGUGCAUAUUUUGAAAGAUCAUAAACAUGUGCACAAAGGGCUCCAUAUUGAGACUUAAAUGCAAAUAUGAGACUCCCUGUAUGGGCUAUGAUACUCAGGUGACCGUAAUGGUGUUUCUUUAUUUUCAUAUUUGCAAAGGUAAGUCCAUUUAAAUAUCUAAAACUAUCCUAAUUCAGUCAUAAAAUUCCUAAUUUUAGCCCUAUAAUUUCAGAAUUUUAUCCCUAAAAUUAGCCCUAAGUGCUGGACAGCCUGCACAUGCAGAAAGAUCUAGCUUAACCUGGGUACAAUAGACCAUGGUCUAAUGAUAUUUUCUAAAGUAUAAAACGUAACCUUCUUUGUAUAACAUGUUUUCUGUGAUUCAUCUACAUAUCAGGUUAUUAGAUAUUACUAAUGAAAUAUGGGUUUUUUUUAGCUCACCUGAACCGAAGGUUCAAGUGAGCUUUUCUGAUCACUUUUUGUCCGUCGUCUGUCUGUCCGUCUGUCUGUUAAACUUUUCACAUUUUUUACUUCUUCUCCAGAACCACUGGGCCAAUUUCAACCAAACAUGGCCAAAAGCAUCCUUGGGUGAAGGGCUUUCAAGUUUGUUCAAAUGAAGGGCCAUGUCCCUUUCAAAGGGGAGAUAAUCACAAAAAUGCAAAAAUAGGGUGGGGUCAUUUAAAAAUCUUCUUCUCAAAAAACCACUGGGCCAGAAGAGCUGAAAUAUACCUGAAAGCUUCCUGACAUAUUGCAGAUUCAAGUUUGUUCAAAUCAUGGCCCCCGGAGGUAGGAUGGGGCCACAAGGGGGAUCAACGUUUUACAUACAAAUAUAUAGGGAAAAACUUUAAAAAUCUUCUUCUCAAGAACCACUGAGCCAGAAAAGCUGAUUUUUACAUGAAAACUUUCUGACAUAGUGCAGAUUCAAGUUUGUGCAAAUCAUGGCCCCCGGGGGUAGGAUGGGGCCACAAGGGGGGGUCAAAGUUUUACAUACAAAUAUAUAGGGAAAAACUUUAAAAAUAUUCUUCACAAGAACCACUAAGCCAGAAAAGCUGAGAUUUACAUGAAAGCUUCCUGACAUAAUGCAGAUUCAAGUUUGUUCAAAUCAUGGGCUCCGGGGGUUGGAUGGGGCCACAAUAGGGGAUCAAAGUUUUACAUAAAAAUUUAUAGGAAAAAUCUUCUUCUCAAGAACCACUGAGCCAGAAAAGCUGAUUUUUACUUGAAAACUUUCUGACAUAGUGCAGAUUCAAGUUUGUUCAAACCAUGGCCCCCGGAGGUAGGAUGGGGCCACAAGGGGGAUCAAAGUUUUACAUACAAAUAUAUAGUUAAAAUCUUUUUCUCAAUAACCACUGAGUCAGAAAAGCUGAUAUUUACAAGAAAACUUUCUGACAUAGUGCAGAUUCAAGUUUGUUCAAACCAUGGCCCCCGGAGGGUAGGAUGGGGCCACAAGUGGAGGGGGGGUCAAAGAUUUACAUACAAAUAUAGGAAAAAGCGUUAAAAAUCUUCUCGAGAACCAUUGGGCCAAAGAAGUUGACAUUUACAUAAAAGCUUUCUGACAUAGUGUAGAUUCAAGUUUGCAAAGGGUAGUUUGGGCCAUAAUAGGGACUAAGGUUUUACAUGCAAAUAUAUAUGGAAAGUCUUCAGAUAUGGGCCAAGGUGACUCAGGUGAGCGAUGUGGCCCAUGGGCCUCUUGUUUCUCUUUACUAUACAUGUACAUUACACCAUGCUUAACUGAUAUACAAAUGAUUUGCUUUAUUAAAUAUUUUCACAAACAUGAA
This is a messenger RNA of Ostrea edulis (European flat oyster), 6459 nucleotides long. Its product is annotated as schlafen family member 13-like. NCBI's taxonomy places the organism in Eukaryota, Metazoa, Mollusca, Bivalvia, Ostreida, Ostreidae. Bases 375 to 3131 code for a protein of 918 amino acids. The transcript is spliced from 7 exons. The record is from RefSeq and is a predicted model, not a curated record.